Molecule: messenger RNA, 3982 nt
Organism: Cladophialophora immunda
Lineage: Eukaryota; Fungi; Ascomycota; Eurotiomycetes; Chaetothyriales; Herpotrichiellaceae
Exons: 2
Coding region: 618-3167 (849 amino acids)
Molecular function (GO): zinc ion binding
Source: RefSeq, a predicted model, not a curated record
CCGAGUCAUAGAUAGAGGGUACGAUACAAAGUAACAGGAGGACAAAUAUGGAGCCGGUCGAGGCAUGUAAUACCUGAGCAGUCGUCGAUGUUGUUAUUGGAUCGGAGGUUUUGUUGUUUGAUCAAGUCCUCAGAGGUCAAAAGUGCAGGGUGACCAAACAAAGUCCGUGCCUUGGUUCUUGGGGCGGCUUUUGGCUUGCUCGCUGCCCAGCGCUUCAGCCUUUCCUUGACACAAACCACACCACACCACCCCCAACCUCGACUCUCCCGUGAGCAACCAAACCACUGUUUUGUCAAUUAGUCUAUGCAUCUUGGUCUUCUUGACCUUGUCACCGAGCUCACUCUGUCACCGAGGUCCUCACGUCCCCACUAGUCGUCGAAUAAAGUCCAACUUCCAGAGUCUGGAUGAGCCUGUUCGGUUGCUGACAGCGACCACAACCUUGGCCACCGAUCGACCUCUGCCUUGAUUCUCUCCUCCUACGACGUGGACAUCUGUACAGAGUCAAAUAUCUCGGGCUUAACGUUGACGACGAAGCUACGCAGAGCCAUCGCUCUUCUAUCAUGACACCACAAUAGUUUGUCCUGUUGCGCAGGCCAAAAACCAUCCGGCCUCCAAAGAUGGGGAACGCCUCGUCCGCUCCUCGUACUCAAGCGGAUGAUGGACUCAUGGAGGAACUAAGGGAUACCCCGACUGGCGUAGGAACUGCAGUUGGCGGUACGCGCGCGGAGGGCAGGAGUUCGCGACUGGCGAGACGGAAUACCCAGUCGUUGAGACUCGCAGGCCAGAGGGCCAGCACUCUUUACGACAGUUUUCGACGCCAUCGAUCCGCCGAGUCAGUCACAUCACGUCCGAAUGCAGGCCAUUCGUCGUCCUCUCCCUCCGAGACCGAAUACGAACAAGAGAACAGACCUCUGGUAGGUGUGGAGGACGUGGACAUGCCAGAUGCAGAUGCUAUUGCGAGACCUAUGCUAUCGCCUUCCUCCAACAGGAGAAGGUCAACAAUGUCAAGAUUGGGAUCAAGGCUGCUUCCAGAUUCGGUUGCAAGAGGUCUGCUGAACAGUGGAGAGGAGACUGCAGAAGAAGGCCGGGCAUUGCGACAUGGAAUCUCGGGGCGAUUACGCCCUUCCGUUUACGAGCGGCCACCAAAUUCAGAUUCGAACAGUCGUGUGUCCCUCACGGGUUCCAUUAGACGACGAGGCGAGACCAGAACUGAAUCCAGACGACGUGCGAUUCGAGGACCAUUUCCAGCCCUGCAAAGCGUACAUCAAACCCCCGAGUCUAGUAAUUCAUGGUCCGAAUCCAUGGACGGUGAUCUACGAGAGCUGCCCCAGCCCGCCGCUUCCGGUCUGCGACAUCGCAACAGGUUCAGCAGAGUUCGGGAUUCGAUGUCAAUCUCUCAACGGAUUUCUAGUCUGUUCCGGCAGUCCACAGAGCAGCUUCAGUCCAGCCAGGGAGGCCGAGAGUCUCCUUCGCGGCCAGCGAGGGUGACGUUCGCCGAUGAGUCUGAUCAUCUCCUUCCAUCCAUCGCUUCCGCUGACCACCGUCAUGAACACGAUGAUGCUCCCCAUGAGCUAGAUGCAGUUGAGCCUGAAGCUCGGACCCUCCUGGCUGGGCCGCGAGUCACUUCGGGGAUGAGCACAAUUAGGCGCUUCCAGCCCGGCCUUCGCUCGCGAUCAACAAGACUCAUACGAAGAGGAGAGCAUCCGCCUCUCUCGCAAGUGCUCCAGCUUGCUGCCGCUGCUAUCGCUGCUCAACUUUCAGGUCACGCCACAGCCGGUUCUACUGGUGCCCGUCAUCUUGGAGGUGACACGUUUGAUGGUAGUAUCCAGAACUUUGUGCAAACCCUUCAAGAAGCGGCAACAGCCCAGGCUGGAGAAAACAUCGACGUGAACGCAGCGGAUGGCGACUUGCCACCUGUGAACUUCAUGAGGGUUUUUCAAUUUCCAAAUGACGAAAAUGGUUCGCCCAUUGCAUCGCAGGCAGAAUCGCGGGAUGUUGAUCAGAUGGACUUGGAUUCUAUCGCUGGACCCAGUGAAAGCGAUAGGUCCGUAACCUUGGUCCUUGUCGGGGUCCGAUCCCUUCCCCACGGCCAGGACAGCACCGGCGGUGAGAAUGGUACGCUGGGCCCAAGUCUUGACACCCUCUUGAGCCUACCUUUCUUGCCCCCAGCCAAUGUUCUACGGAAUGGAAGCUCUGGAGCUUUGUUUCGGCGCUCGGAUGUAAGAAAUAGAUCCAGCACCCGCCGACACUCCAUGACCAACUUUAGCUUUCCCGCGCAAUAUGAGUCGCAGAGACAUCAGCGCACUCGGACGCAGACCAGCCGCUUGUCCAGCCAUUCGGACCAGACUGCUCCUACUACUCCGGACGCGGGUUCUUCUACGUUGGUCUCGGAAACCCCUCCCGGUCCUAUUCCUCCUCCGUCGACCCCAGCAGAUAUCAGGAGUGGCCAUGCUACUCCAAUUCGACGGCCAUCCUCAGCAUCAGCGGCACCUAAUCAGGCGCUCUCCGAACUUGACGAGGAUCGUCCACAAGAACAUGCCGAUAGCCGUGCUCCCGAACCUUCAUUCAAUACCGCACGUCAGCGAAGACGAAGUGAUUCUGAGUUUGCUCGCCGGCCAGAGCUGGGGUCGGGUGCAGCAAGGCGCAACGGGGUGGUAGAACCGGAUCAUCCGCCAGCAGGGGCUGGGCGAAGUUGGUUGAUCUAUGUUGUGGGCACCAACGUUUCAGCGACUCAUCCUGCUUUUGCCAUGCCCAGCUUAUUCACUGACAAUCCAUCCUAUGAGGACAUGCAGAUGUUGUCAACUCUCUUAGGACCUGUCAAGCCACCUGUUGCAACCCAGGAAGAUGUGAGCGCUGCUGGGGGGGUCUUUCGGCUUGUCGUCCAAGAAUCGGGCUUUCUCGGGGAAACCAUCUCGGACGGCGAUAACUCACCGCUCGUAAUCAAUUUGGGAGAACGAUGUCUCAUUUGUUUGUCAGACUAUGCUGCGUCGGAAGAAGUCCGCCUCUUGGAUAAAUGCAAGCAUGUCUACCACCGCGAAUGCAUCGACGAAUGGCUCACAACUGGUCGGAACAGCUGUCCCAUGUGCCGUGGCCAGGGGGUGCAGGAAAAGGGCACAUCUUCUCCUUCCACCACAAAUGCUGGAUCAGCUUCUUCAACCACCACAUGACAAAACGGCUGAGAAGAGCGUCUGGGAUCUUUACACAGAAGCUCACGACACUUUACGAAUUUUCUUGGAGCAUUUUCUGGAAGAAGCUAUCAGUUUGGCGUACUUUGGGUAACAACGGUGAAGAGAAGGCUACUGGAUGGGAUCAUGCAGUCUUUACAGAUUGGGAACUCUGGAGAACCGGGAGCUGGUCGGCUUCUAUAUGAACGUGAAGCUGCCUUCAUGGACCUGGGACACUCGGGUCGGACACGAAAUUUGUUUGCGUUGUUACAUAGCCAGGGCUUUAGGUGUUGGUCGGAGAGCUGGGAAGCUUGGAGACGAAUCUCAAUCGGACCGUGGAUGUAAGGAUCACUGCAGGGGCUGGCUCCUAAUCAGAACUCGCGGGCUUUUGUGACGCAGGAAAUGAGUAUGAGUCUUACGUUUUACAGAUAUACGGAGCACCUUGUCACUACCAUUGUCUUGGGUUGGUUCCCGCUCUUGUCGUCCCCUUGAUCCAAAUUAAUCCUACUUCAGAUGAGUUUUGUCGACGAUCCGCAAACUAGGCCAGGGAUUUUGAAACACGGGACUUUGCAUUGGAGCAACAAGCGAGGAUUCGAUACGAGCCUUGCCGCGCCUCCGGAAUGGGAAUCGAUUCGUGCUAAACGUCGGUGGGGGGGACUUGUGCGACUUGAUGACAGCGACUUGGACUUGACACGAGCGUGCCCGAGUUGAAGUUGAUUCUUGGGGGGGCGGCAGGCACAUGGGAAGGUGGAAACAAAAUGGCAGAAAGUCAGUACAAAACUAGUGGCUUCGUUGCAAUUCCACAUUUGACUUCAUCA